AUACUCCGGGAGCUCCGGCCCCGCACCGCGCGCGCCCCCGCCGCUCCGCCCGCAAACUUCAAGCCGCAGCUCCAUUUCCAGCCACUGAAUUGUGUUCCUUAAAAAAGAAAAAAAAAUCCCCGAACUGAAUCCCCCACCCGGGGAGGGAUUCGCGGAGGAGUCACAAUCCGGCCGAUCAAGAAGCUUGCUCCGGGGAAGAGCAGCCUCUCGGGAGCCCCAACUCGGCGUCGGGAAGCGCAGAAAGCCAACAAGUGAAAAAAGAAAGAAAGGAAAGAAAAAGAAAGAAAGGGGAAAAAAGGCGCCGCGUUCCCCAGGGCGCUGCGCGGGCGGCGGGAGCAGGCGCAGGAGAAAGCGAGCGCCCCUCAAACCCCGCAGCCCGGAGCCCGGGAGCCGCGCUUGCUGCGGCGGCGGCUCGGCUCUCCGUUCCCUCGAGGCGGCCCGCGCCGAGCGCAGGACUGAAUCUUCCCUUCGCCCACUUCGCCCGCACCGCCGGCGAGCAGCUGGUCCCCGGGAAUAUGCAGCGCGCGUGGAUCCUCCUCACCUUGGGCUUGGUGGCCUUGGUGUCGGCCGAGUCGCGAGCAGAGCUGACAUCGGACAAAGACAUGUACCUUGACAACAGCUCCAUUGAAGAAGCUUCUGGAGUAUAUCCUAUUGAUGAUGACGACUAUGCUUCUGCAUCUGGCUCAGGAGCCGAUGAGGACAUAGAGAGUCCAGAACUGACAACUUCACGGCCAAUUCCAAGGAUCUCAUUUACUAGUGCUGUUCCAAAAGUGGAGACCACGACAUUGAAGACACAGAGCAAGAUGCCUGCUCAGACAAAGUCCCCUGAAGAAAUUGAUAAGGAAGAAGUUCACAUGCCUGACUCAGAAAGGAAAAUGGACCAAGCUGACGAAGAUACAAAUGUGUAUACCGAGAAGCACUCAGACAAUCUGUUUAAACGGACAGAAGUCCUAGCAGCUGUCAUCGCGGGUGGAGUGAUCGGCUUCCUCUUUGCCAUCUUCCUCAUCCUGCUGCUGGUCUACCGCAUGAGAAAGAAGGAUGAAGGAAGCUACGACCUUGGGGAACGCAAACCAUCCAGUGCUGCUUAUCAGAAGGCACCUACUAAGGAGUUUUAUGCCUAAAACUCCCUCUUAGGGUCUCUAUUUAUGAGAUCGCUGAACUUUUCAAAAUAAAGCUUUUGCAUAGAAUAAUGAAGAUCUUUGUUUUGUUUUCGUUUUUGUUUUUUGGGGUUUUGUUUUGUUUUGUUCAUUGAAGAGCCAUUCUGGCACUUUAAUGCUAAAAUCCCAUUGUAUUUAAAACUUUUCAUGUAUUUCUUUAGAACCGAAGUAAAAUUGAAAAACAUCUGCAGUGUUCUUGUGAGUAGCAGUGGCAAAAUAUUAUAUUAUGUUCUGAAAACCUUCAAAACUUUUGAUGGGCAAAUACAAAAUGAUUGUUUCUUUAGGUUAUUUUGUUUUGUUUUGGCUUUUUGGUUUUUGUCCUUUGGUUGGAAGACAAAAGCUGUUUCAUUUGUCAGCAUGUCUCUGAUUGACCUUACUGAGUUAGUCUGACUUUGUUAAUUUAUCUCUGGUCCUUUAUUCUCUUUCCUCUCUUCUUAUCCCUUUCAGAAAACAAAACCAAGCCCUUUUGUAGUUGUCCUGGUGUAAUUUGUCUUCUUGGAAUGACUCAGAUAAUGGUAAUUUAGUGUAUAUGUGAUUUUUCAAAUAUGUAAACUUUAACCUCUGCUUUAUGUAAAUUUUUAAAUGUCAGGACUAUCCAUUUUACACUUGCUUUUAUGUUUCAUUACCUGUAGCUUCGGGCAGAUUUGAAACCACAAAUUAAUGUGUAAAAUCGGAUUACAACUCCAAGACUAUUUAAUCCUAUCUUUCUGAUCAGAUCUCCUUUUAGGAAGACCUGAUAUGUGAGUUACUGAUAAGCUUUAGCAAACCCAAAGAUGCAAACAGUAUUUGAGCAGUUGCUGCAGAUUCCUUUGGCCACUGUAUUUGUUAAUUUCUUGCAAUUUGAAGGUAUGAGGAGGAGUUGAAAGAAACAAUUUUUGUUCUUAAAAAUUCAUUUAAGUUGUAAACAUCUUUUUAAGCCUUUGAAGUGCCUAUGAUUCUAUGUAACUCGUCGCAGACUGGUGUUCUUGAGUAUAUAAAACAGUUUAAAAACAAAACUUGGUAUUUUAUAAGCACAGACAAUUCUAAUGGUAACUUUUGUAGAUUUACGAAUAGACAAAUUGUAAUUUGGGAACAUAAAAACUACUGAAUAAAUCAUAUGGCCUAAUAUUGAAAAUGUCACUGUUAUAAAUUUUGUACAUUUUCCGAUCAAAUGUACAUGUCCCCUUUGCUAAUGAGACCGUCUGCUCUCAAGGAUGACAUGGUUUGAUUUCUGAGUGUUCCACAGUGUGUAUAAAUCAAGACCAAAGAGCCCAUUGCUAAGGCUGUUUAUUACCAGAUUCACUUCUGGAUUGGACAGAGGAAAUGAAUGUAAGCUCCUAUGUGUGUCUGGUACCAGUAUUGGAAGGCUGCCAGGGAAUUUUAAAGUUUGAAACUUUCAUAUAAUAGCUGAUGGCAAUAUUGAGACAGAUGCUUGCUUGCUUUGGCAAAUAACUGAAGGUUAUAAAAUUCCAAAGAACUGAGGGGGCCUUUCUGGAAAUAGGUAGAUUUACCUUUGAACGUGUCCUAAAGCUUUCCUGAAAAUCAAAACUAUAGACCCCAUGUGCUGAACAGCCCAGCCCACUUCAUAAGAAAAGUAAAGAAAGGCCUGGGAAAUUUUAUGCAUUAGGGGAGAUCUUUGCUGCUUAUGGCUGAAGUUUCUAGAAAGAGUGAUACCUUCCUAGAAGUUUCUAGAAAAGAGAAGCUGAAGGUAUGGCAGUACCCUGUCCAGGUACUUAGAGUACUGAACAGUCCCCUUUCCUAUUUUGCCAUUAAUUUUGCUUUAAACUGUGAGCCAUGGGAGUGUGAUGGACAGCAUAAACAGCAACUCUUCCAACAUAUCAUUUACUUUUAAUAAGGUUUCUAACACUUUAUUUAGAGAAUUUUCCCUGGAAUUGCCACACAACUCAUUUUUUAAAAAAUGUUUUUAAGGCAAUACUUGGAAAUGUUUUACCUAAGUCAUUAAUGGCCUUAAUUCUCAAGUUCCCCCUCCCAUCACUACAGGCAUUGUUCACUUUGUAUAGAAUAAUUAAAAGGACUUUCUAAAACUGCACGAGGUCUCUCACCUCCAGAGACUAAGGAUGUAGUGGGGAUACCUUUAACUGUAUAGGCAGAGUGAGAUUCUCUUCAUAGAAUAACUUGCUUGGAAUAUAUACAUAUAUAAAUAUAUAAUAUCCGUGCCAGGAAAAAAGAAAUUUCUGGCAAAUAUUUUGUCACUGCUGUAAAGCAAAAUAUUUGUGAAAGUGCCAAAAUAAAGUCUGUCAUGCCGAAAGUAAAUCAUUGUA
Dipodomys ordii (Ord's kangaroo rat) is the source of this 3418-nucleotide messenger RNA. RefSeq names its product syndecan 2 (gene Sdc2). Gene Ontology annotation, biological process: cell migration; dendrite morphogenesis. The record is from RefSeq and is a predicted model, not a curated record. Gene Ontology annotation, cellular component: membrane; cell surface. Lineage: Eukaryota; Metazoa; Chordata; Mammalia; Rodentia; Heteromyidae. Bases 516 to 1121 code for a protein of 201 amino acids. The transcript has 5 exons.